CAUCAAGAAAACUACACGAGGAACCAGCCAACACGUGCUUCAUAAUAUAUAAAAUAAAUAUAUGAGAAGAAAAACAAAUUUUAAAAAAUGCUUGAACAACCUGUUUUGACAAAUUCAAAAAAAGACUGGGGUGUCCCGCCAGAAAAACAGAAUCCCCUGCUACAAACUCUUGGAGCGCCUCAUCUAGACUCGUUCAAUUACAUGCUGGAGGAAGGCCUAGACCUCAGCGCCAAAGAUAUUGUUCCAGUUUACGUGAAAUUAUCCAAUGAGGACAGAAUCAAAUUAUGGAUCGACGACAUCGAGAUCCACCAGCCGCGAGUUCCUCCAGGUUCCAUCGGUGUCAAGAAUCAAAAAAUUUACCCCACAGAAUGUCGGCAACGAGGUUCUACAUACAAAGGAAAACUAAUUACCAAAGUCGCCUGGUCUGUGAACGGCUCGCAGCAGGAAACUCUAGAAAAAGAUCUUGGAGAGGUUCCGAUAAUGGUCAAGUCCAACAGGUGCAACUUGUACGGCAUGAACCCAAAGCAGCUGGUCAAGCACAAGGAACACGAGCAAGAAUGGGGCGGGUAUUUUAUCAUCAAGGGUCAUGAGAGGUUGAUAAGAAUGCUGCAGAUGAACCGCAGGAAUUAUCCCAUUGCCAUCAAAAGGUCGGGGUGGAAAGCCCGUGGGGAAGAUUACAGUGACCUGGGACUGAACAUCAGGUGCGUAAAAGACGACAACACUGCGACCACAAACACUCUCCAUUACGUCACCGAUGGUUCUGUCAAAUUCAUGUUCACUCACCGCAAAACUCCGUACCAUAUUCCAGUCAUCAUGGUCCUCAAGUGCCUCUACGACGCGACUGACUACUGGAUCUACAAGGCGCUGAUACGAGGUCGCGAGGAUGAUUUUUAUUAUAUGGGUUGUGUUCAAAAUAUGUUGCGAUACAUUCAUAAAGAAGGUCUCCAUACUUCUCAGGAUGUUAAGAAUUACGUUGGCAAGAUGUUCAAGAUUAAAUUCCGCGAGCUUCCUGAUGACACGCCCAACUCUGUGGUAUGCGACUUCAUAAUGGAAAAGUGCGUGCUGAUACAUCUAGAUGACCCGGAGGACAAGUUCCAGCUGCUGGCUUUCAUGACUCAGAAGUUAUUUGUCUUAGCUAACGAGGGCUGCGCCGUCGAGGGCGCGGAUGCGGUGAUGAUGCAGGAGUGUCUUCUUGGAGGGCACAUUUACUUCCAGGUCUUGAAAGAGAAGUUGUACUCAUGGUUGAAUAUUUUGAAGGCAGUAAUUCUUAAGCGGAAUAAAAGUGUCGGCAGCACCUUCAAGCUAACGGUCAAUGAGAUGCUGACUGCGAUGAAACACACGGGGUCACUGGAUGCUCAGAUGGAAAACUUCCUGGCGACUGGUAACAUCAAGACUGACAGUGGACUUGGUCUGAUGCAGAACACCGGGCUGACGAUCGUUGCAGAAAACAUCAACAGGAUGCGGUACAUGAGUCACUUCAGAGCGAUCCAUCGCGGGUCUUUCUUCCAGGAAAUGAGAACCACGGAAGCGAGACAGCUGCUGCCUGAUGCCUGGGGGUUCAUCUGUCCUGUGCACACUCCCGAUGGUGCUCCUUGCGGGCUGCUGAAUCACCUGGCCAUGGACUGCAUCGUGACCAAGCAACCGAAGAGAGAGCUGAUAAAUAAAAUCCCUCAGGAGUUGGUGGCACUUGGGAUGUUGCCUCUGGAAAUAAUCGACGACUGGAAAAACUCGUACACUGUGAUGCUGGACGGCAAAGUCCUGGGUAUAAUCUACGACAGCAAGAUCAUGAGGAUCACUAAAGAGCUGCGUAAGUUAAAAAUAAAAGGGACUGUGAUUCCCAACACAACGGAAAUUGUCUUGAUACCCAAGAGAGGAGAUUUGCCGACGCAGUAUCCGGGUCUGUUUCUUUUUACUGGACCCGCCAGGAUGAUGAGACCGGUCUGGAAUCUUCAGGUGGGAGAGAAAGAGUUAAUUGGCACAUUCGAGCAGGUUUACUUGGACAUCGCGGUGGUGAAAGCAGAGAGACACGAGGUGACAACUCACCAGGAAAUUACCAAGACUUCUUUUCUCAGUAACAUUGCGCGUUUAAUCCCGAUGCCGGAUUGCAAUCAGAGUCCGCGUAAUAUGUACCAGUGUCAGAUGGGUAAGCAGACCAUGGGGACUUGCAGUCAUAUUCACCAGCUGCAAUCUGAGUGCAAGUUGUACCGGCUUCAAACACCAGCGACUCCACUGUUCAGACCAGUUCAUCAUGACAACAUAAAUCUUGAUGACUUUGCUAUGGGCACCAAUGCCAUAGUCGCUGUAAUUUCUUACACGGGGUACGAUAUGGAGGACGCUAUGGUUAUCAACAAGUCGGCAUACGAGCGUGGAUUUGCUCAUGGUAUGGUUUAUAAAUCGGAGUUUGUUGACUUGAACAGCGCGGAGAGUUUCUUUCGUUGCGACCCCGAUAGGCCGGAGCUGAGGAAGACUUUGGAUGCUGAUGGGUUUCCUAAUCCUGGAACGAGGAUAACGUUGGACGACGUCUACUACUGUAUGUACGACGGCGAGGAAGGGAGAUACGUAACCGGCAAAUGGAAGUCCAAAGAAGACGCUUACGUUGAUAACGUCAGAUUAUGCGGAACUUUGAGCAGCAAAGAAGUAAAACGCGCGUGUAUAACUUUCCGGGUCUCCAGAAACCCGAAUGUCGGUGACAAGUUUGCGUCUCGUGCUGGACAGAAAGGAAUCUGUUCUAUAAAAUUCCCCGCGGAGGAUCUGCCGUUCACGGAAACGGGAAUGAUUCCUGACAUCAUUUUCAACCCUCACGGGUUUCCAAGUCGGAUGACAAUUGCUAUGAUGAUUGAAUUUCUGGCGGGUAAAUCUGCAGCGACUCAUGGACUGGUUCAUGACGCCACACCCUUCAGGUUCAACGAAAACCAAACGGCCAUCGACUACUUCGGCCGAUGCCUCGAGAUCGGAGGCUUCAAUUACUAUGGCACUGAAAAAAUGUACUCGGGUACCGAUGGCAGGAUCAUGGACGCUGCGAUUUUCAUGGGAGUGGUCCACUACCAGAGACUGAGGCAUAUGGUGGAGGACAAGGCUCAAGUCCGGAGCACCGGGCCCAUUGAUGUCCUCACCCAGCAGCCGAUCAAAGGAAGACGUCGUGGUGGCGGAGUUCGUUUCGGUGAAAUGGAGCGCGACGCUCUGAUAGCUCACGGCUGCUCUUUCCUUCUUCGCGACAGACUUUUCCACUGCUCUGACAAGUCCACGGCGUUGGUGUGUCGCAAGUGCGGAAGUCUUCUGGGUCCAGUUACUGAGUUCCUUCCUGUCUUUGGGGACAAACGGUCCAGCUGCCGGCUGUGUGACAGCGACAAGGAUUUAUAUGAUAUAGACAUUCCUUACAUAUUCCGAUACUUUGUGACCGAACUUGCCUCGCUUAACAUUAAAGUUAAACUUGAUUUUAAUUUCGUGUGAUUUAUAAUUUAAUAUUUAGUUCAUUUUAAUAAAUUUCAUAAAAUAACAUUUUUUUCACAAGAAAUUUUUUUUAAAACUUUAUAUUUGUGUAAUAUAUUUU
Messenger RNA from Microplitis demolitor, 3550 nucleotides. It is a transcript of the gene RpI135, whose product is annotated as DNA-directed RNA polymerase I subunit RPA2. Gene Ontology annotation, biological process: DNA-templated transcription. Bases 88 to 3450 code for a protein of 1120 amino acids. The record is from RefSeq and is a predicted model, not a curated record. The transcript has 2 exons. NCBI's taxonomy places the organism in Eukaryota, Metazoa, Arthropoda, Insecta, Hymenoptera, Braconidae. Gene Ontology annotation, cellular component: RNA polymerase I complex; nucleus. Gene Ontology annotation, molecular function: DNA-directed RNA polymerase activity; ribonucleoside binding; DNA binding.